Molecule: messenger RNA, 944 nt
Organism: Humulus lupulus (European hop)
Lineage: Eukaryota; Viridiplantae; Streptophyta; Magnoliopsida; Rosales; Cannabaceae
Product: putative transcription factor bHLH086
Exons: 5
Coding region: 9-803 (264 amino acids)
Biological process (GO): regulation of transcription by RNA polymerase II
Cellular component (GO): nucleus
Molecular function (GO): RNA polymerase II cis-regulatory region sequence-specific DNA binding; DNA-binding transcription factor activity, RNA polymerase II-specific; protein dimerization activity
Source: RefSeq, a predicted model, not a curated record
AUUUAGCCAUGAACCACUCCUAUGAGACGACAUUUAGAGCAGCAAAUAAUCAAUCUGAAGAUGUUCAGUCAGUGAUAAGCUUCACCGGUUUUGUGACUACUAAUAGCAGUGAUGAUCAGUCUUUGCUUAGCUUUGAUAAGCCAAUGGCUGGCCCUGGCCAGAGGGAUUCAAAUAAUCACACUAAGGAGGAGUACUACAGUAGUUGUGCUACUAAUCCGGAUCAGAGUUAUCCGUGGAAUAAUCAUAAUCCCAGGUUCAGCUCUGAUUAUAAUUGCUUCCAAACAGCUUCUGAUAAAGGAAAUCAACAUGGAGGAUCAGCUGAUGGAUCAUGUGGGUGGUUAUACUCUGAAGCAACUGUCAUUGCUGAUAGCUUUGAGGAAUCUGGAACACAAGAAUCUGCUGGCUUCCAUAAGCGCCCCAUUAUGGGAGAGAAUACUACUCAAGCUCUUAAGAAGCAAUGCACUAGCUCUUCAAAUAAUAAUAAUAAUAAGAAGUCUAAAGUACAGAAACCAUGUCCCUCCAAGGAUCCUCAAAGUAUUGCAGCUAAGAAUCGCCGAGAGCGAAUCAGCGAGCGGCUUAAGAUGCUCCAAGAACUUGUGCCUAAUGGCUCUAAGGUGGAUUUGGUAACCAUGUUAGAGAAGGCCAUUAGUUAUGUCAAGUUUCUUCAGUUACAAGUCAAGGUGUUGGCAACUGAUGAAUUUUGGCCAGUUCAAGGUGGGAAAGCUCCUGAUAUUUCUCAAGUGAAGGAAGCCAUUGAUGCAAUUCUCUCUUCUCAGAAAGACAGAAGUUCAAGCUCAAAGUAGUCGUACCGUUUAAAGAAGUACUAAUUUAUUUUUAAGAAAAACAUAAUCGUAUUAUUAAUUAACAAUGAAAAUCCUUGCAGGCAAAGGAAAAGGCCUUUGUUGUGGAAGUUAGUAGUGGUUGAGUAAAAAAAUAAUCUUAUU